Annulohypoxylon truncatum is the source of this 1588-nucleotide messenger RNA. Its product is annotated as soluble quino protein glucose dehydrogenase. Bases 165 to 1490 code for a protein of 441 amino acids. The transcript is spliced from 4 exons. The record is from RefSeq and is a predicted model, not a curated record. NCBI's taxonomy places the organism in Eukaryota, Fungi, Ascomycota, Sordariomycetes, Xylariales, Hypoxylaceae.
AAAGCAUCCCGGUUCGUGGACACUCCGCAUUCGAGAUGGCCUCCCACCGAGCAUGCUUGCAUCAUCAGGGGUGGUUGAGGGAGCUCUUUCAAAGGAUUUGGCUCCCUGUCAAGUGACUAAGGUUAAUUACUCGGUUCGAUAAUUGUCGUAAGUCAGAUAUCAACAUGCGUUUUUGGACGACUGUUUCGGCGGUAGCUGCCCUGGCGGGCCAAGCUCUGUCGCAGGAUCCUCCGACGUUCCCAUUCCCAACCAGCUGCUCUGGUGUGGCUGCACCGCAAUACCCCUAUACCGUUGACUCCGGUUGGCAGGUCACCAAGAUCGCCAGUGGUCUCCGUCAGCCGCGUACCAUCAUCUUUGACAACCUUGGCCACAUGCUGGUGUUGCAAGCCACUUCCGGUGUUUCCGUCCACACUUUCGGCGAGGACGGCUGUAUCAACAGCACGAAGACCCUCAUACAAAGCGCCGGCCUCAACCACGGUCUCAGCCUCACUCCCGACGGCAAGACCCUAUAUGCUAGCUCUCAGACGACGGUUUGGUCGUGGACCUACGAUGCGGCUGCCUUGACGGCCACGGGCCAGAAGACCGUAGUCAGCGGUAUUGGCCAGGGCAUCCACUCUACGCGAACCACAGUCGUUUCGCCCAAGAACCCGAACCUGAUCCUCGUCUCCGUCGGUGCCGCCUCGAACUGGGAUAACCCAACUAUUGACCCGAGCGUCGGUCGUGCGAUCGUUAAGAUCUUCGAUGUAAGCCAGGCGCCCGCCAACGGCUACUCGUUCAACAGCCAGGGUACUGUUUUGGGAUACGGUCUACGUAACGAAGUUGCGCUCGCGUUUGACCCGAACGGUCACGUAUGGGGUGCGGAGAACAGCGGAGACGACUUCAGGAGAACAGUCAAUGGCCAAGCGACGGACAUCCAUAUCGACAACCCUGCUGAGGAGCUGAACUACCUCGGCGACCCCGAGAACCCGCUGGAGAACACGUGGUUCGGGUACCCGACCUGCUUCACGGUCUGGGAGCCGUCCAACUUCCAGGACAACACGGCGCUCAAGACAGGCUCGCAGUUCGUGGUGACGCCGAACACGACGUUCAACGACGCCUCGUGCGAGGGCGUGUCGAACCCGCCGCGCCUCUCCUUCCCCGCGCACAUGGCGCCCAUCACCAACGUGUUCGACCCGGCCGGCGAGAACCUGUACAUCACCUUCCACGGCAGCUGGGACCGGCAGCCGGCGCAGGGCUACUUCGUCGCCGAGGUCCCCUUCCAGAAGGGCGCCGACGGCAACUACGAGCCCGUCGCCCCCCAGGACAGCAAGACCGGCUACAAGAACAUCAUCGGCUCCCAGAACCCGGGCUCCUGCAACUCCCCCUCCCUGACCAUGAGCACGUGCUGGCGCCUCGCCGGCCUCGCCUGGGACCAGGCUGGGAAGCGCCUCUUCGUCAGCUCCGACAACCAAUCCUCCGGCGAGGUCUUCGUGCUGCAGAAGAAGGCUUAGAUGAGGUCAUAGGUUGGGUAGGUACCUAAGCAUAUACGAGGUGGAUGGGGGGUCUAUUUUGGAAGAGAUAAGGUGUGUGUUGGAAGUUGGAUGGUCCU